CAAAAUUCCCAAAAUAAAAUUAACACUGCUUAGUGUUUAUAUAGGUCCACUCUACAAAAGCAGGGUUAAAAGCCACAAUCUGUGACUUUAUCCUCUCUAUCACCAUCUCUGAAACUUAAAAUUGCAUUUUACAUCUUACUUGUAGAGUUAUUUAUUAAUGUAGGUUUAGAUGUGGCUUUGUUUAAUUUAAAGUCACCAUUAUGGUGAUCGGUGUUUGUUUUAGUUAGACUCAAGUCGCUAUUUUUGUGACAUGUGACUUGACAAAAAAAGAAUACUUAAGACUUGAUUCAACUUGGAAGUUAAAGACUCGGGAUUUGAGACACGAUGACUUGAAUAAUUUGAGUGUUAAUCACAUCAAGUUUUUAGUUUGAAUAUAAAAUAUAUAAAUUAUUUAAAAAAAUUAAGUUGAUCCCAACUGGAGCGCAGGCUGAGAAUGGCGUUGGCAUUAAUGAAUCACGACAAUAUCAUCAGUCAUGCCCUCUCGUACCUUACGCACACCAUGCCCACUUAGAUCAGAUAUCAACAUGUCAGCCAGAAGGGUACAGAGGGUCAUCACUUUUGGCUUCAACAAGAUGGUAAAAGACGAACAGUGCGUCGCAAGACAUGCAACAUUAAAAUCACGGGCAGCCAGACAACAACCUCCAAUUUCUUCCGUCAUUUGAAGAGCCAUUCUGCCCAGUAAGUGCUUUGUCAAUUUGUUAAUCAAACAUUUGAUCUUUUAUUUUGCAGGUCAGCAGUAGCCUACUGUUAAUAAAUUGUUGUAGAAGUGUCUUAUAAAAACCCAUCAUUCUCAGUCUCAAAGAUCAAAGCUGAACUGUGAAGACACACAUAAAUGAUGGAGCAAGAGAACAUCUAUUGUAACAGUGAAUGUGGGAUUGACAGCAACUCCAUUAACCUGAGAGAUCUGAGCAAAGAAGACAUUUCCACCAAUACAAACACAGAUGACACCCAGAAACUCUGGAUGAAUUUCAUCCAGAAUGAAGGAGUUCGUUACAGAAGAAGCAGAUGGUUUGCGAUGGUUGCUGGGUUUAUUGGUCUCAUCUGUGUUUUACUGGUGGCUGCCAUCAUACUGGUGCUGUAUUUCCAUUUGACAUUAGAGAGAGACAUGACUGAGAUAGAAAAGCAACAGAAAAACAUUAGCUCUUCUCUACAUCAGAAUAAAGAGGAAUUUGAGAAGCAGGUCAACGUUUUGAGUGAUGCACUAAGGCAGAGUAUUUCUUCAUCCGGUUUUGUAGAAAUUGGGUCAAGCUGGUACUACAUAUCCAGUGAGAAGAGGAGCUGGUUUGACAGCAGGCAGUUUUGUAAGGAUAUUUGUGGAGAUCUGGUCAUUAUCAACAGUGAAUAUGAGCAGAGAUACAUAUCUUCAAUCGCCACGGACAGUGUGUGGAUUGGCUUGUCUGACAUAGCAAGAAUCAUGACAUGGGUGGAUAAUACAACACUGAACAAAGGGUUUUGGGACCAAGGUGAGCCAAAUUACAACCUUAGGAAUGAGUACUGUGUUGAAAUGAGUCCUUCAAAACAUAUCCUAAACAACUGGAAUAAUCUUCAGUGCUCGGAGUCAAGAAAAUGGAUUUGUGAAGUAAAAAAAUGAUUAUACAUAAGAUCAUAUAUAUUGCAUUUACACUAGUUUCUGAUAGAUGCCUCUGUCCUUUAAAACAAUAGUUUAUAUAUAAUCUGUUUUAAUGCUAUUCAUGUUGUAUAAUGUAAUGACGUAAAAAUGCAUGUUAAGACAAAAUGUGUAUAAAGGAAAAGGUAGAGAUAUUUUCAUUUCUGAAGGGGUAUGAUAGCUGUGCGUGAAGAAUAGACUGAAAUUGAAUACUCUGUUCUAGUUUUAAAGGGGUCAUAUUAUGACAUAUUUUUAAGAUGUAAAAUAAAUCUUUGCUGUCCCCAGAGUGUGUAUGUGAGGUUUAAGCUCAAAAUACUCCACAGCAAAUUUAUUAUAGCAUGUAAAAAUUGAUCAUUUGUAGGCCUGAGCAAAAGUGAGCCGUUUUUGGGUGUGUCGUUUAAAAUGCAAAUGAGCGGAUGAAGUGCAAACACUGAUCACAAUGAUGGUGAUUUGUUGUAAUUGAAACUCAAUUGUGCUGUCAAGUACUUUUUCCUUUCUCUCUUUCUCUCUGCACUAUGGCAGUGCUGUGGUUGGAUAUUGCAGAUAAAGGAGGCGGUAUUAUUGUAAUUCGCCUUACUACCUACCUCACAAAACAGGCAAAAUCUGAACGACCUAAUUUUUCACACGCUUGCAGAAAAUGGCUUACCCAAACAAAGUUACUGGGUUAAUCUUGAUUACAUUUUCUAGGUUGAUAGAAGCACUGGGGACCCAAUUAUAGCACUUAAAAAUGGAAAAAGUCUGAUUUUCACGCUAUGACCCCUUUAAGUAAAGACACAAAACAACCACAGAGUCGAUUUAAAGGGGCCAUGGCAUGAAAAUGUUAGCAUUGCCACUUUGUAGGUGUGAGCAAAAAUAGGUAAUUGAAAUUUGGCUUUCCUUAUGAUGUCAUAAGGAGAUCUUAUUAUAAUAAUACCGCCCCCUUAAUCUGCACUAUCCAACCACAGCACAGCCAUUUAGUGCAGAGAGAAAGAGAGACAGAGAGAGAGAGAGAGAGACAAAAUAAUUGACUGCACAAUUGAGUUUGAAUUGCAUUAACCACCAUCAUUGUGAUCAGUGUUUGCAUUUUAUCAGCUCAUUUGCAUUUUAAAAGACACACCCAAAACAACACGUUUUUGCUCAAACCUACAAAGUGGCGAUGCUAACAUUUUCAUGCCAUGGGCCCUUUAACAGUACAGCAGCCCUAUCUUUUGGACCAGAGAGAUUUAGCUUGCUUCUAGUGGCACAGUGUAACUCUUUCCAACUCUUCUGCUUUGUGUCAGUUUAUAACACUUUCAUUAUACUCUAAAAGUCUGCUUUCUAUUUGAAAAAAAAAAGACAAACUGUAAUCACCACUGCUAAUCAUUGUGUUUCUUGUACUGUAAUAAUUAAAACAGCUCUCUGGAGUAUAGUGCUGUGAUUUGUCAACUGAAUUAUCAAGAGCUAUCAUAUUCAGCACAUUACAUCAUUUUAAAACAUUUCAAAAUGUGCGUAACUCUUUGAAAACUCAUAGUGACCUGAGACUUAAAGUAAAGACAUCAAGAAUCAGAGUAUGAAUCUCAACCAUGGUGACAAAGAAAAUAGUAAAAAGUUCAUUAUUUAUCCAUGCUGCAGUGCAUGAUGGGAGUCCUGGAUGAGAUUUGUAAUUUGUUGAUACCCAGCAUGCAUUGCAGCAUGAAGUUUUUCAUUUUAUUGUCACCAUCAUUGUGAUUCAUACUCUGAUUCUUGAUGUUUGUGUGUCUACAUAUCAAACCGGUUAAUUUUAAGUGUCAGUGUUU
This is a messenger RNA of Misgurnus anguillicaudatus (oriental weatherfish), 3360 nucleotides long. RefSeq lists its product as uncharacterized. NCBI's taxonomy places the organism in Eukaryota, Metazoa, Chordata, Actinopteri, Cypriniformes, Cobitidae. The record is from RefSeq and is a predicted model, not a curated record.